Messenger RNA from Cladophialophora psammophila CBS 110553, 1266 nucleotides. RefSeq lists its product as uncharacterized. The transcript has a single exon. The coding region runs from base 1 to 1266 and encodes 421 amino acids. The record is from RefSeq and is a predicted model, not a curated record. NCBI's taxonomy places the organism in Eukaryota, Fungi, Ascomycota, Eurotiomycetes, Chaetothyriales, Herpotrichiellaceae.
AUGGAAAAUCACGGUGUUGUGAAGGAUGUGACUCUAGGAGGGACUGGACCUCUAGGAGAUGCGGCUGAAACUGCAGAGCCAGUGCCUCUGCAUAAUAGCGAUGUGGGCCGAGGUGCCAGCGAACACCACAGCUUGAUAGCUCAGGUCUCGCCAUCAGACGUUGAGCCUGCUCCUCAUUCCAACGCACCAGAAUCGACCGGUCGUUCGUUGGCUUUGCGUAAUCUAUGGAAUCAACUUAACAGUACCGUUGGGUCCUUCACUAGUGGUCUCAUAACCGCUGAUGACCUUAGGCGAGAAGGCGUUCGACAGAGGGAAAUUGCCUUACGAGAAGCUGAAAGCAUAUUAGCUUCUACAGGCGGUAACAAUUUGCGAGACCUUCGGGACAUUUUGUUGGGAUUGCAGCGAGUCGAAACGAAACUGCAGGAGAAGGAUAAAAACUUGAUUCAGCAAUGUUCCCACAUUCGCAGCCAAGGUUUAAAAAUAUUUGGCUCUGCAGCAGAAUCUUCAUUCAAAAUCCUUGAGGACCAAGGGCUCAUUGUCCAAUCCGAGGGCUCUGAUACAGAAGAGUCCAUUCUUUCCACGGAUGACAUUCGACUUGAUCAGACAUCCGAGGCUCGACGUUAUCUCUCUAAGAAAGGCGAUGUGGAUCUGUUGAGGGAGACCUUGAUGGAUCUGGAUGUGGAGCAGAUGAUGAUGUCCGAAGCGGACGAACAAUCGAACAUCCUAGAAGACCUCGAGUCCAGGCGGAAUGAAGCAUUACUUGAACUAGGGCGAGCUGAAGAGGAGUUGGCCAGGCUUCAUGACGAACUCCCAGAGAGGAAGGUGAGCAUUUCCGAAGAACACCUUCGUCCACCUUCGGAACUGGAGCAGACGGUCGCUGGACAGAGCGAUAUCGAACGUGAGAAAUUGGGAGACAGCGAACUGGGGUCUCAAUUUCAGUCGGACGUCCAAGGAAAUGGUUUGUCCCAGAUUCUCGAAGGCGCGACAAAAGACAAUCCGGUCAGAUCAAAAACACUCGUUAAUGCCUACCUCCUGUAUCAGCUGCGGCGGUCACCUCAAGAGCAGCAACACUUGCUCAAAACGGUUGAAGAGAUUGGCAGAAAAAGCGAUAAAGCUCUGGAAAUAGAUCCAAGCAAUCUUCCCCUCGAUAUUUGGUUUGAAGAGGAGACAUCCACAAAGUCUCGAACGAAGAAUAUAUCCAGUCAAAGGUUUUCCAGAGGGACCAACGCUGACACGACUGCCAACACUCAAAAGUCUCACGGUUAG